Messenger RNA from Morchella sextelata, 1539 nucleotides. RefSeq lists its product as uncharacterized. NCBI's taxonomy places the organism in Eukaryota, Fungi, Ascomycota, Pezizomycetes, Pezizales, Morchellaceae. Gene Ontology annotation, biological process: NADP+ biosynthetic process; NAD+ metabolic process. The record is from RefSeq and is a predicted model, not a curated record. The coding region runs from base 1 to 1539 and encodes 512 amino acids. The transcript has 7 exons. Gene Ontology annotation, molecular function: NAD+ kinase activity.
AUGACUUCUGGUACGAUUAUUCCUACCAUCUCUGAGGAGACAACAUUACAGCUACCGCCGUCAACGGACCACAGUAGUAACGACCAUGCAGUGUAUAUUGACGGUGAAGACGAUGACGAAGAUAAUGAGCACGUUCUCCAGAUAACAUUUGACCCCCAUGUUCGAGCAAACCGUCGACGAAAGUCGUCAAUAGUCAGUAUGGAGCGGCUCACGCUCAAUUCCACCAUUUACGGAGGCGGGGUAGGAGUAGGAGUAGGAGCAGUCGAAGCAGAAUUUUGUGCCAGUCGCUCCCGCAGUAGCUGCUUUAUUCAUUCUCACCUCGAAGCGUACCAAGAUACGGGUGAUAAUCGUGUCAAUGGCCCGCUCGAGUGCAACAGGAACAACCCGGUUGAAAGGAUCGUCGAGCAGAGUAUCCCGCCGUUUAUGAGCAAGUCAGAGCUCUCUGAUAUGGUCCUCGGGGUUGGGGAGCUGAGCAAGCGAUUCUCGAACAUGCGUAUCAAAAUCAAGGUUAAGACGGUAAUGAUCUUAACGAAGACUUACGAUAAAUCGCUUAUAAAGCACACAAGGAGGUUGGCAGAGUGGAUGCUAUCGCCCGAGAGGGGAAAGAGUUAUGUUGUCUAUAUCGAUAGCGUUUUUAAGGACACACCAGAGCUGGACAUCGCAGGGUUUUUUAAGCAGUAUCCGCAGUACAAAUCUCGUAUUCAUUGGUGGGAUGCAGAGCUCUGUGCAACGAAGCCUCACACAUUUGAUAUGGUGUUGACGUUGGGGGGUGAUGGCACAGUCUUAUAUGCAAGUUGGCUGUUCCAGAAGGUCGUCCCCCCGGUCUUCUCGUUCGCUCUAGGUUCAUUAGGGUUCUUGACGAAAUUUGAUUUCCAAGGAUUCCAGGAAACUCUUUCUAGCGCUAUCAAGGAUGGGGUCAUGGUUGGGUUAAGGUUGAGGUUCCAAGGGGCAAUCAUGCGGUGCAUUGAUAAAGCUGGGGUCGAAAACAAGGAUCGGGAUAUUACAGCAGAAAUUCUGGAUAGGGCAGUUAAUAGACAGUUGACACAUCGUUUAGAUGUGGUCUACACUGUCCUUAACGAGAUCGUGGUUGAUCGCGGACCAAACGCUACCAUGUCCGCCACAGAGCUUUAUGGCGAUGAUAUGCAUCUCACUACUGUCCAGGCAGACGGUGUAUGUAUUGCUACUCCAACUGGAUCUACUGCGUACAACCUUGCUGCUGGGGGAUCUCUUUGUUAUCCAGAGAUUCCAGCGAUGCUCGUUUCACCGAUUUGCGCACACAGUCUCACUUUCCGCCCUUUGAUACUCCCAGACUCCAUGGUUCUUCGUGUUGGUGUCCCUUACGAUGCCCGCACUACGGCUUGGGUCUCUUUUGAUGGGCGGCAAAGAAUUGAGUUGCAACAGGGUGAUUAUGUUAUGAUAACUGCUUCCCGAUUCCCAUUCCCCUCUGUCCAGAGCAAAGGUGAGAAUAAGGACUGGUUUGACUCUAUCCGACGUACCAUGAAUUGGGGCGUGAGAGCCAGACAAGAAGCUUUUACUUAG